GCAGCGGCAAGCGCGAAGUCACCCCGGCAAGCGAGGUCCAACCCUCACUUGACUCAGUCGUUUGUUUCCAUGCCACGAGAACCAGAAGAAGAACAAGAACCGGAGCAUGGCUGCCGUCCUACGAGACAACAUCUCGGCCGCGGCCGCGGCGACGCCCGACGGGACGGUCGCCAUGGAAACCGCCGACAUUGCAGUGAUGGCGGCGUACCUGCUCCUGGUGAUGGCCGUCGGAAUCUGGGCGUCCGUCAGGGCCAAUGGCAGCACGGUGGGCGGCUACUUCCUGGCUGGCCGAUCCAUGACCUGGUGGCCUAUCGGAGCAUCUUUGAUGUCCAGUAACGUUGGAAGCGGGUCCUUCAUCGGGUUGGCGGGCGCGGGAGCCUUGGGCGGCAUCGCUGUGAGCGGCUUCGAGUUGAAUGCGGCGUGGGUCCUGGUGGCUCUGGGCUGGAUCUUCAUCCCGGUGUACGUCGCGGCCGGGGUGGUGACCAUGCCGGAAUACCUGGCCAAGCGCUUCGGGGGACGCAGGAUCCAGGUGUACCUGUCCGUCCUGUCCCUGGUCCUCUACAUCUUCACCAAACUAUCUGCAGACCUGUUCUCCGGAGCUUUGUUCAUCAAAAUUUCCUUUGGCUGGAAUCUCUACAUGUCGACUGCGAUGCUGCUACUGAUCACGUGUUUGUACACCGUGGCAGGAGGUUUGACAGCUGUCAUCUACACUGACGCAUUCCAGACUGUCAUUAUGGUGGGAGGAGCCCUCACGCUCAUGUUUAUUGCGUUCUCCAAGGUGGGCUGGUACGAGGGUCUGACGCAGCUUUACAUGUCGUCCGUUCCCACGGCGACGGUGGCCAACGCCACCUGUCACCUCCCUCGCGCCGACGCCUUCCACAUGUUCCGAGACCCCGCGUCCUCGGACCUGCCCUGGCCGGGGCUCGUCUUUGGACUCACCGUCCUCUCCACCUGGGUGUGGUGCACCGACCAGGUGAUAGUUCAGAGGUCACUGGCUGCACGUUCGCUGAGUCACGCCAAAGGAGGAAGCGUCUUAGGAGGUUACCUCAAAGCAUUACCCAUGUUCUUCAUCGUCAUGCCAGGCAUGAUCAGCAGGGCGCUCUUCCCCGAUGAGGUGGGUUGCGUGGAUCCAGCCGUGUGUCGGCGUGUGUGCGGAACUGCGGUGGGCUGCUCCAACAUCGCGUACCCCAAACUGGUGGUGGAACUCAUGCCAGUCGCAGCUCCACCCUCUUCACGUUGGACCUUUACCAGCGAGUCCGACCCGCCGCCUCCGAGAUGGAGCUCAUGAUCGUGGGCAGGGUCUUCGUCCUGGUGCUGGUGGUCGUCAGCAUCCUGUGGAUCCCGAUCAUCCAAUCGGCAAACAGCGGCAAGCUGUUUGACUACGUCCAAUCGGUAGCCAGCUUUCUAGUUCCG
Hippocampus comes (tiger tail seahorse) is the source of this 1413-nucleotide messenger RNA. Its product is annotated as sodium/glucose cotransporter 4-like. The transcript has 12 exons. The record is from RefSeq and is a predicted model, not a curated record. Gene Ontology annotation, molecular function: D-glucose:sodium symporter activity. The coding region runs from base 107 to 1288 and encodes 393 amino acids. Lineage: Eukaryota; Metazoa; Chordata; Actinopteri; Syngnathiformes; Syngnathidae. Gene Ontology annotation, cellular component: plasma membrane. Gene Ontology annotation, biological process: transmembrane transport.